AUGGCACACAAGCAGGUGUUGGCAUUAGCCUUGUCCACGCUGCCGAAAGCGCCUCCCCGUCAAACCACGCCCUCCACCGGCCAAUACCUCAAUAUCUUAAGUUCGCUCGAUGACCUCCUCCCUCAUACAAUGAGCUAUCCAGACAACGGCGCUGCAUUCGACAAGGUAUCACGCAACUCGGUCAAUUCUACGGACCAGCGCCAUACCGCCUCCUUUACUCAGAUGGCAUACGACAAUUCGGACUGCCAUCUGAUCUUGGUUGCCCUGAUCUUCGGCGACGAUCCCUUCACUCCCCAUUUCAGUGCUUGCGACGAGAACGAUCUGUACGACUAUGGUCAAAAUACAACUUGCCUGUCUUUUCCGAGCUCAGAUGCAAAUCUGAACCGUCUCGUCACAUGGGAUGAAACUCUCGGAAAUGUCACGGAUGACAGCACGAUUCUCUUCUUCACAAACUUGCCCCCUUCUACUCUUUCGCGGAGUUCGACUCUCAUGGUGUAUGGGGCGACAGAAUCUGUUGACCGAAGCUACGUGGCGACCGCUUAUGCUUGCAUGAUCGAUGCGACGUGGACUAGUGUCACGCUGAAUGCAUCCGCGGACGACAGCUACAAUCAGAUCAAUUGCGUUCUCGAGGUGCACUAUGAUGAACAAACAGUCGCAUUAGCGCUUGCAAAUGGGGAUCAUGGCUAUAUGAAGUACAACGGCCUACUCCUCGAACGCGACGACGACGACGAUCCUGAUACGAAGGCCCUUUACCCGUAUCUAGACAAAAGCCACGCUUGGACUCCGUACGCGGGUGUACCGAUCGACAUCGACGCAAAGGGUGCACUCGGCAUGGGCACCACUUGGGACAGUAUUGGUGAGUUGUUGGUGCUGGGCUUGAUGAGUCGAAAGCUAGAAUACCUGGAUCCACAUGCUAGCGUGGGACUCGACACCCUUCACACAUUCCGCGAGCCCGUUAGUGUCAAGGUGAAUUAUGAGGGAUAUGUGGAGCUGGUGUUCGACAAUGAUACAGGCAGCAAGUCGAGGAGGAAUGGGCCUGUAGUGGUCAACAAACCUUACUGA
Cladophialophora bantiana CBS 173.52 is the source of this 1062-nucleotide messenger RNA. RefSeq lists its product as uncharacterized. The transcript has 5 exons. Bases 1 to 1062 code for a protein of 353 amino acids. The record is from RefSeq and is a predicted model, not a curated record. NCBI's taxonomy places the organism in Eukaryota, Fungi, Ascomycota, Eurotiomycetes, Chaetothyriales, Herpotrichiellaceae.